Messenger RNA from Nematolebias whitei (Rio pearlfish), 3202 nucleotides. RefSeq names its product spliceosome associated factor 1, recruiter of U4/U6.U5 tri-snRNP (gene sart1). The coding region runs from base 328 to 2652 and encodes 774 amino acids. The transcript has a single exon. NCBI's taxonomy places the organism in Eukaryota, Metazoa, Chordata, Actinopteri, Cyprinodontiformes, Rivulidae. The record is from RefSeq and is a predicted model, not a curated record. Gene Ontology annotation, cellular component: U4/U6 x U5 tri-snRNP complex. Gene Ontology annotation, biological process: mRNA cis splicing, via spliceosome; maturation of 5S rRNA.
AAAGAAAAUACACCACAGGAAGUGCUUGUUCAGGAAAUGAUAUCGUUGUCGUUCUCCGUUCGUUUGUUGAAGUCUCAAAACGGGGUCUGAAUGUUGAAUCUGGCGUGAAGAGAAAAGUCAGCCAAACUCUCUCCAACUCGGCGUGUUCUUCGCGGAUACUGGACUUCGAAAACAAGCUCCAGGUUCGUCUCUCAACUGAGCGAGUUUCGUCCUCGUGAGCGUUAGCCUUCGAAGCUAACUCGAAGCUAGUUAGAAGGCGAGCGUUCGCUGCAUUUUCCCGAUAAAUACAACAACUGUAAGAGUGUGACAAAGUGAGCACAACAAAUAAUGGGUUCCUCCAAGAAACGCAAGGAAAAGAGUCGCGACAAGGAAGCAGAGGAGCGCCGUCGCGAGCACAAGAAACAUCGGCAUAAGGAACGCGAGAGGGACAGGGACGCCUCGGAUCGAGAUGGAGCUCGAGACAAACGAAAACGCUCCAGGUCCAGGGAAAAAAGCAGGCGAGAGAUUCGCGGCAAAGGCGAGAGAAGCAGCGGGGAGCCUCGCAUCAAGAGAGAGCGAGUUGAUCCUGGACACGAGGAAAGCAGCGCCCUGGUUCAGCCCCAGAGUGCCAGCGGAGACGCGUCUCUCAGCAUCGAGGAGACAAACAAACUCAGGGCCAAGCUGGGUCUGAAGCCCCUGGACCUAAACGAGGACAAGAAGGAGCUCGGUACCAAAGAGGAGCCGAUGGUGGCGGAAACCAUCAACCCCGUUGUCAUUCAGCAGCAGAAAGAGAUGAGAGAGAAGCUCGCAGCCAUGAAAGAAAAACGCCUUCUCAAUCAGAAACUGGGCAAAGUCAAAACACUCGGCGAGGAGGACUGGUUGGACAGCACAACCGCCUGGAUCGAAAGAAGCCGAAAGCUCGAAAGAGAAAAAGAGAUGGCGGAGAAACGAGCCAAACUCCUGGAAGAGAUGGAUGAAGAGUUUGGCGUCAGCAAUCUGGUGGAAGAAGAGUUUGCUCAGAGUAAACUGGAUUCUUAUUCUUCUCGAGAUCUCAAAGGCCUCAAAGUACAGCACAAAGUCGAGUCCUUUAAGGAGGGCCAUAUUACUAUCCUGACCCUUCAAGACAAAGGUGUUCUUGAAGAGGAGGAAGAUGUGCUGGUAAACGUGGAAAUGAUCGACAAGGAAAAAGCUGAAAAGAACGUGGAGUUAAAAAAGAAGAAGCCUGACUACAAGCCCUACGAAGAAGAGGAGAGCGUCGACGACAUGGUUACAUUUAAAUCCCGCUCUGUGCUGUCAAAGUACGACGAAGAGAUUGAAGGCGAAAAGAAAAAGAGCUUCAGGUUGAGCUCGUGGGGCUUUGCAGAUGGAGAGCGAGAACGAGAGCUCCAGGCCAUGAAAGAAACGCUACGAAACCAGGCCCAGUCACUGGAAAUGCCCGCUCUGUCUAUUGCUUCAGAGUAUUACACCCCUCAGGAAAUAGUUGGCUUUAAAAAGACUAAACGCCGCGUGAAGAAGAUAAGGAAGAAGGAGAAGCAGCCAACAGUUGCAGACGAGCUCCUUGAUGACACGCGCAGCUCUGACUUUGGCUCCAGGACACGCGGUCGUGGCCACAGACAGGUGGGUGAAGAUGGCGACGAAGGAGAAAACGAGUCUGGGGAGACGAGAUGGCCACAUGAAAUCCCACAAAUGUCUGAUGACAUAAGGAUGGCAGAGAUGGACAUAAGUGAUGAAGAUUUUGAACCGCCCGAAUCCACUGUGAUUGAGGAGGACGAGGCAGAGCAGGAGCUGCAGAAACAGCUGGAAAAGCAGAGGAAGCUCAGACAAAAGCAGCUUCUCAAAGACUCCGGGGAGAAGGUGGCACAACAGAUUCGGGCGUUUGGUAAAGGUGACCAUGACAACGAGCACGAAAAGAAAAGCAACAUCGUCUUCAACGCCACCUCAGAGUUCUGCAGAACUCUGGGCGACAUCCCAACUUAUGGACUGUCUGGCAACAGGGAGGACCAAGAAGAUAUUAUGGACUUUGAACAGGAAGAAGAGAAAGAAGAUGCUGGAAAUUCAGACUCUGAAACGGACGAGAAUAUCGGCUGGAGCACAGUCAAUCUGGAUGAGGAGCAGCAACAGGCUGAUUUCUCCACGGCCUCCGCCACCAUUUUGGAUGAAGAGCCCAUCGUCAACUCCGGCCUCGCAGCUGCAUUGCUGCUGUGCAAAAACAAAGGCCUCCUGGACACUCAGAUGCAGAAGAUAGCUCGUGUUAAAGCGACAAAGGGCUCUCUGCCAAAUGACAACUACUGCAUCGAGGACAAGAUGGGCUUUGAUGACAAGUACAGUCGCCGGGAGGAGUACAGAGGCUUCACACAGGAGUUCAAGGAGAAGGAUGGCUACAAGCCUGACGUCAAGAUCGAGUACGUGGAUGAGUCCGGGCGGAAACUGACCCCAAAAGAGGCUUUCAGACAGCUGUCUCAUCGAUUCCACGGCAAAGGGUCUGGAAAGAUGAAGACUGAAAAGAGGAUGAAAAAGCUGGAGGAAGAGGCGCUGCUGAAGAAGAUGAGCAGCAGUGACACUCCUCUGGGGACGGUGGCUUUGCUUCAAGAGAAGCAGAAAUCUCAGAAAACCCCGUACAUUGUGCUCAGUGGGAGUGGGAAGAGUAUGAAUGCAAACACCAUCACUAAAUAAAUACUGAGGAAAACUGUUUUCUAUGUAGUACGGAGACAGACAUGCAUAUAAAUCUAUCUUAGGGUGAUUUACUUUGAUUUAAGAAUUUGUCAAUAAAAUGUGUGCAGGUGUGAAACCAGUUGUCCUGUAAAUUAAAACAAAAGGAGUAAACAAUUAUAAACAAGUUGUUUUUAAGGUGAUUUAUGAUCUUUACAUGAUGUCUGGUAUAAAUUUCACCUUGGAAAGAUAACGCUUUGAAUUAGACUUAAAAAAAACAUUACUGGUGCAAAUACUUAAGGCUCCUAUAAUAACAUUGUUAGAAUUUAAAUAACAUUUAGUACAGUAUUAAACAUCAAUGGCUGAAUGUUUUUCAAAAUUGGUAUCAAGAUUAAAAAAUUACUUUAAAGGCUACAGGUACAUCAGUUUUGUUUUAUCUAAUUUGUGUUACAUGUUAAUUUGGAUGGUAAUUCUGUACUUUUUGUUUAACUAUUAGUGUCAGUACGAUAAGGUUGUAUCUCCUUAUUUGGACUGAAAAUAGAAAAUAAAGCAUUUGAAGUCAACCUUGAGUUUC